CCCGGAAAUAUCUGUUCCUUAAAAUUUCCGGUCUCCAUUUAUUCCCCGAUUGUUUCUCAGAAGAAAUAUCAAGAUAAGCUGGUUAUUUGAAAAUGAUGUGGGACGGACCCAGGAGAGGACCACAAGGGGGCCCACCCUUUCGUGGGGACAAUCAUGGAGAAAUGUUUGGGGGCCGAGAUGGCCCUAUGUCUGAUUUCAGGGGUAGAGACGGAAUGAACAUGGGUCCCAGGGGACCACAGGAUCGGGGGCCUCCUAUGGACAUGAGGAUGAUGGACUGUCCACCUGAUAUGAGGGACCGUGAUAUGGAACCACAUGACAUACGAGGGAGAGGAGAACCACCUAGGGAUUUCCUGGAGAGACCUGGAGAAGAGCCAGACUUCAGCCUCAGAAGACAGUAUGAAAUGUCAAUCAGGGACAAGCUGCUUAAUGCAGCUGCUGGUGGUGGUUUCAUGGGGCCUGGGCCAGGCAUGGGAGGGAGAGGAAUGGGGGGGAGAGAUGUGAGGGGGAGAGGCAUGGGAGGGAGAGGCAUGCCUCCACGAGAUCUACGAGAGCCAAAUGACAGAUUUAUUGACAUGAGAGACAGGGAUAUGUUCCGCAAGGAUAUGCCAGGCUUCAACAAUCCAGACAUGGAUGGAAGGCGAGGAGGAUUUCCCAUGGAGCCUAUGGGUAGAAAUGAGGGGUUCAGAGACAUGGGUGAUAGGGACAGGCCACCCAUAGACAGGCCCCCGAUGGGCAUGGAUGACAUUGAUGGGUUUAAUAUGGACAUGCCUCCACGAGAACGAGAUCGAGACAGGGGAAUGAUGGACUUUGACAGGAGGGGUGCUCCUCCAUUGAAUCCAAGGAAAAGAUUUGAGUCUGAUACAGACUUCAGAAACCGCGUUGGACCUCCAGCUGAAUUCAGAGGUAGGGAUAGAUCUCCCGUAAGAUUUGCCGACAAUGAUGGGGCUCUAAUGGAUGUCAGGGGAAGGCCUGGCGGCCCUCCAGAUCAUGGUGGCCCAAACAGACCCAAGUUUGUGGGUACAGAUCCAGAAGGCACCCUUAGAGACAGAGAAUUCCCAGAAAUGGAAGAGGUUUCGCUUGCAGAGGAGUGGAAGAACCGUAAGAAGGAGAAGGACUCUCAUCCAUCCCCCAUGCCCAGAGGUCUUCCUCCUUUCUCCAAAGAGAUUCAGGGACAGCUAUUCCCUCCAGUGUCCAGAGAAGGCAGUCUUCUUGGAGAGCCGGCAAACUUUAAAGAAAGGAACAUGCCAUCUACAGAAUUCCCUGGGAAAAAAGAUGGGCCUCCUUUUGAUUUCCCUCGCCCCAACAGAGGAGCUCCACGUUCCCAGAACUGGGAUAAAAAGCCACCCACAGAUACCCCUGGCAUGGAUCUGCCACCUUUUGGCCGUAGAAGUCUUCAGGACCCUGCCUUUCCACCCAUGGGUCCUGGGCUCCUGCCAAACAUGCCGAACAGAGAAAGCAGCAAGCGCUGGCCCGAACAUGGGGAUCCCAAGCAGAAUCAAAAUGCACCAAAUCGAGUUGACAGGCCUCCAUACCUCUUGGAGAAGGACAGAACCCCAUACAUCCUAGAGAAGACUCCACCAACUCCACUGGGCCAUGGGCCAAACGAUAAAACUCAAUUUAAAGGGCCGAAGGAUGCAUUGCUUGAACAAGGCCCAGCGAGUGUUAAGCUGGUUCCAGGGCCAGACGUCCAAGGCAAAGACCAGGACUACAGGGACAUUGAUUACAGAACAGGUCCAGGGAUAGUCUUUGACUACAAACAUGAGGAGCUGCCAGGACCUGACAAAGUUCUAAAAGAAUCCAAAGCAGUCCCGGCUCCAAAAUUCAGUGACUCUGGUUCCCAGGAUCAGGAUUACCGGAAUGCAUCUGUGAAGGACAAGGUUACUCAUACAAUUUGCAUCACUGGAAUUCCUAAGACGGCCACAAUGGAGCAGAUCCUUGGUGCCUUUGCAGUCCGCGAUGGUGUCCCAAUGCAGGGAAUGAAAAUCAAGAAUGUUGUGCCAGGUUACAGCUACGAUACGGCCUAUGUGGAGUUUUUAAACCUCGAGGAUGCAGUCCACUUCAUGGAAUCCAACCAGAGAUCCCUGAAGGUUGGCACUAAAACAGCUCUGAUGCGAUACGUCCAGCCAGACAGAAUUGGCAAGGAAGCUCUAGAACCAGGGCACAAGGCAGGCCCCCCGACCCAGGAACCCCUACUGCCAUGCCCAGGCCAGCUCCUGGUCGACAAGGCCAAGAAUGAGCACCACAGCCAGGAUGUCUCCCAAGCCAAGACACCAGUUGACCCACUGUCCCAGCAGGGCUCAUGGCAGCGCAGCUCGGACCUUACCCCAGAGGCCUGGCAGCAGCAGGUGGACCAGCAACUUAGACAGCAGGAGGCUGAGCAGCAGGCAGAGUCCUGGGCCAGCCGCAACCCCCCUCGCCAAGGCCCUGGCCCACAUCAGAUGGACCCCAUCUUUAAGGAGAGCAAGACCAUGAUCAUAAAGAAUGUGAAGCCCACCACUACAGUGGAGACCAUUCUGAAAUCCCUGGACCCCUUCGCCUACCUUGAUGAGAGGAACGUUCGUCUGGUCAGAGGAAAACCCCCGGGAGCCAAAUGCUUUUGCUUCGUAGACAUGGACUCCCAUGAGCAAGUGACCCGUCUGGUAGAGCUCCUCACCAAGCCCAGGCCUCUCUCUAUCGACGGGGUCAGGGUUUACGCUGAGGUUGCUAAGCCACUGAAGAACCAAAACUACAGAAAACAGUUUGAUAAAUCAAACACUUCUCUCCUGGGGUACCCACCUGAGGCCAGUAUGACGGAGCAGCAGUACUAUUCAUCCCAACCUCCCAACCAACCACCAGGAUGCCCCCCACCUAACAUGCAAGGCGAUCAUAUGGGUGGACCGAUAAGCUCAGACCCUCUCUCCAAUUCAUCUGUUUCGCACUUGAACUCCAGCAUGACUUCAGGAGGUGGCUAUGCUGAACCUCCACCAGUUGAUCCCUACCACCAGGCUCUGGACCCCCAGGUCUCCUCUGCUGCAGCAGCAGGGGGGUUGGCAGCAACAGGAGAUCAUGGCACUGAUGGCUACAGCUAUGCUACUGAAACUCCAGACAUGACGAACUACCUGUAUGAUGCCACAUCUGGGUUCUACUAUGAUCCCCAGACUACCCUGUACUAUGACCCUGCCUCUAGGUAUUUCUACAAUGCCCAGACCCAGGAGUACCUGUACUGGGACAGUGUGUCCAAGACGUACAUCCCCGUUCCCGGAGGACACUCUACAGACACCCAGCUCCCCAUUCACCAGUCUGGUGUUGCCUUGGCACCAGACGUACAGGCCAUUCUGGCCAAUCCAGCAGCAGACGCUCCGCUCGACAUGAAGAGACCAGAGCCAACCCCUCACUUCGACCCUCCCCAGCUCCUGAACCCCACUCCUGCCCCUAACCCCAACCCCAACCCUUCCCCCGAGAGAAGAGAGGAGGAGGACACUGCACCUCGCAUAGACAAGAAAGACAACAAGGACAAACCAGGAGAGAAAGAGGAGAAACCCAGGAGCCUAGCUGCUUUCAAGAUCAUGAAGGAUAUGGAGCGCUGGGCUAAGAUCCAGAACCGUCAGAAGGACAGCGUCCGUGUUCCGUCCCCUGUACUCAAGGCCUCCGGUGGCGGGCUGGACGACAGGAAGUCCUCCAAGGCAGCUGACGCAGCCUUCACCAUCUUCGAGAGGAAGGGUGGAGACGACCUCUUCAAGAAGCCUAUGGCUCCUCCCAAGAAAGAGGGGAAGGGCUCAAAGCAGUCCAUUGGCUCUCUGGGCCUGCUGGCGUCGGACUACGCAGCAACAGGCAGUGAUGAGGAGGAGGAGGUGGUGCAGCAUGAGGAUCCUCAGGCCUCUAGGAGUCAGUCUCAGGAGAAGGAAGACAAGCUGACAGACUGGAAGAAGAUGGCGUGUCUGCUGUGUAGGAGACAGUUCCCCAAUAAGUACGGCCUGGUGCGCCACCAGCAGCUCUCAGACCUCCACAAGCAAAACAUGGAGAUCCACAUGAAGAUCAAGAGAUCAAAGAAAGAGCUGGAGGCUUUGGAGAACCAGGAGAAAGAGCUGAGUGCCAGGGAGUCCAACGGCUCCCCUGAACAGAAGAGAAGGAAACAUCAACACCAGAAUAGCAGGGUCGGUGGCUCCAGGGACAUGCAUAAAGGCAGCGAGAGGCCGGGGUUAGGUUCUGAGCCUGUUGAGAGGAAGAAAAAGGAGUCUGUUGUCUGGAAUCAUGCCACCUAUAAGCAAGCGGUGCGCAAGGCCAUGUUCGCACGCUUCAAAGAACUGGACUGACCUUUCCUCCUUUUCAGUUUAUUAAACAUUUUGCUAAAUUGGAUGAGUCACUGAAGACUUGUACGGAAUGACACAUUUACCCAAACGGUGCACAACGUUCUUCAACCGCCUUUGAGCUAUGUUUGCUGUUGGUGGGUGUGACCUGAUCAAUAUUGGCGUGACCUUUUGAAAUCGGUAAACUAAUGCAGUGCACCAUACACAAUUGCCCUCCGUACCACCAUACUCAACAUUCUUAAUAAUGGCACCUUUUCCUUUGAAUCAAACAUUGCACAUCGUUCUGUUCUGCUUAACACACCCCACAUCACCCAAUCCCAACUGUGUCCCUGUGUUUGUAUGUAUGAGGAACAUUGGAUUAAUGUGCCUGCCAAACCCUAGCGGAUCUUUUGGACUGAGCCCACCCCUUACUGUAUCUGUGGGCCCACCUCACUGUACUACCAGCAAUGCAAUCUGUCCGUAGCCGUAGCUGUUGAGACAAUGGAGCUGUAGGGAGACCGUUAGGGCCUCCACAUUUCUGCAGUGUUCUCUAUGCUUGUUGGGUGGGCCAUUCACCCCCCCCACACACACACACACAGUACUGACAGAGCCAGAUGAUCUGAGAGACUGGAUUAAUGUGAGCAAGAUGGCAGGUGAGUGGGAGAAGAAGCAGUGGAGUUGGUGCUAAGUUGCUCUACAGACUCAACCCAAAUAGCAAGCUGUCUUUGACCUCCUAAUCAAUCCUUUUAUGGGAUGUAGCUUUUUUGUUUUGCCAUGUGUUGUGUGUGGCUGAUGUGUAGUGUUAUUGCAGCCAGAUCUGGCGUUGUAGAAUACUUGUUGUACGCCACCGGGCGGUUUCAGCUACACGGUCAUUUAUUUUAACACAGCCUUUUUACAUGGACUUAUUCCUUUCCUUGUUUGAUUUAUACUCUGUAUUGUGUGCGUACCUUUUUUAAGUAAAAUAUCAAAUCUACUUGAAAUUGAGUCUGGGGUUUAUUUCUGUGAAAUGUGUGUGAUAUUAGUUUGGAAAGGUGUGCAAUAAUGGACUGUUUCUGUCAGACAAAUGAUGUUCAGCAACUCUCCAUUGGGUGGCAGCAGUGUUCUUUUGAGAUAUGUACAGUCACUGAACCUGAAAUAUUACAUCCUUACCCAUUCAGAUAAUGCAAUGAACUGGAAUACGCCUAUGAUUUUUAACAUAACAAUUAAAAAAAUGUUUUUAUGGAAUUUGCACAA
Molecule: messenger RNA, 5498 nt
Organism: Oncorhynchus keta (chum salmon)
Lineage: Eukaryota; Metazoa; Chordata; Actinopteri; Salmoniformes; Salmonidae
Product: RNA-binding protein 6-like
Exons: 21
Coding region: 93-4292 (1399 amino acids)
Biological process (GO): mRNA splicing, via spliceosome
Cellular component (GO): nucleus
Molecular function (GO): RNA binding
Source: RefSeq, a predicted model, not a curated record